UUGGGGGACGGUCCGAAUGGAGACCUUUUCACCUGUCACAUCUGCCAGAAGGCCUUCACUUACCAGCGCAUGCUGAAUCGACACAUGAAAUGUCACAAUGAUGUCAAAAGGCACCUCUGCACAUACUGUGGGAAGGGCUUCAAUGACACCUUUGACCUCAAGCGACAUGUCAGAACCCACACUGGUGUGCGGCCCUACAAGUGCAGCCUGUGUGACAAGGCCUUCACCCAGCGCUGUUCUCUGGAGUCUCAUCUCAAGAAGAUCCAUGGCGUGCAGCAGAAGUAUGCAUACAAGGAGCGCCGGGCCAAGCUCUAUGUGUGUGAAGAGUGUGGCUGCACAUCUGAGAGUCAGGAGGGUCAUGUCCUGCACCUCAAGGAGAACCACCCUGACAGCCCGCUGCUCCGCAAGACCUCCAAGAAAGUGGCCGUGGCCCUGCAGAACACUGUCACUUCCCUGCUGCAGAGCAGCCCCCACCUCUGA
Molecule: messenger RNA, 480 nt
Organism: Onychomys torridus (southern grasshopper mouse)
Lineage: Eukaryota; Metazoa; Chordata; Mammalia; Rodentia; Cricetidae
Gene: Ovol1
Product: ovo like transcriptional repressor 1
Exons: 2
Coding region: 70-480 (136 amino acids)
Biological process (GO): epidermal cell differentiation; regulation of transcription by RNA polymerase II
Cellular component (GO): nucleus
Molecular function (GO): RNA polymerase II cis-regulatory region sequence-specific DNA binding; DNA-binding transcription factor activity, RNA polymerase II-specific
Source: RefSeq, a predicted model, not a curated record